UUUCCAAAAAGAUAGCAGAGCCAGAGAAUAGAAGAGCAUCCGCAUUUAUCAAAAAAAAAGAAAAAGCAUCCGCUUCGCUUUUUUUUUAAUCAACGAAUCCAGAUUAGAAUUAGAUACAAUAAUAGUUUCUUCUUCUAUCGCAAUAUAAAAACAACGUUCGCUCUGUAAUCCGAAACUCCAAAUUGGUCACAAUCACAAUCACAAACAACACAGUAAAGAGAGAGAGAGAGAGAGAAAUGGCAGACACUCUGAGCGCUUUGAGGUCUCUAAUGGCUUCUCACUCCCCACCCCUCGAUGCUUUGGUUGUUCCGUCCGAAGAUUAUCAUCAGAGCGAGUAUGUAUCGGCACGGGACAAAAGGCGUGAAUUUGUUUCUGGCUUCACCGGAAGUGCCGGUUUGGCACUUAUAACAAUGAAGAAAGCACUGCUUUGGACCGAUGGACGAUACUUUUUGCAGGCUGCAAAGGAACUUAGUGAUCAAUGGAAUCUCAUGCGUAUUGGAGAGGACCCGGCUGUAGAUGUCUGGAUGGCAGAUAAUCUGCCUAAGGAAGCGGCCAUUGGUGUUGAUCCUUGGUGUGUGUCAAUAGACACUGCAAAAAGAUGGGAGCAUGCUUUUGCCAAGAAACAGCAGAAGCUGGUUCAAACUUCUAAAAAUUUGGUGGAUGAAGUCUGGAAAAAUCAGCCACCACCAGAAAUUAAUCCUGUUAUCAUACAUCCAUUGGAGUUUUCUGGUCGUUCUAUUAAAGACAAGUUGAAUGAUUUGAGAGAAAACCUUAAGCAAGAGAAAGCUCGUGGUAUAAUCAUCACAGCACUUGAUGAGGUUGCUUGGCUGUAUAACAUUCGUGGGAGUGAUGUGUCCUACUGUCCAGUUGUUCAUGCAUUUGCUACAGUAACAUCCAACUUAGCUCUCUUAUAUGUGGACAAGAGGAAGGUGUCUUCUGAGGUGCUCUCUUAUAUGGAGGAGAAUGGAAUUGAAGUUAGGGAGUAUGGUGCAGUGAGCUCAGAUGUGGCCUUGCUUGCAUCUAAUCAACUCAACACUUUGUCUGCCGUUAAAGGAACUCAAGCUGAAGUAACAGGAAAUGAUACAAAGGAAAUGAAAAAUGAGCUUGAACUUAUAUGGGCUGAUCCUACUUCAUGUUGCUAUGCUUUGUAUUCAAAACUGGAUGCUGAUAAGGUUCUUCUGCGGCCUUCACCUUUGGCCCUUGCAAAAGCUAUUAAGAACCCAGUUGAAUUGGAAGGAUUAAAAAGGGCUCAUGUUCGUGAUGGUGCAGCUGUUGUGCAAUACCUUGUCUGGUUAGAUCAUCAGAUGCAGGAGAUAUAUGGUGCUUCUGGUUACUUUUUGGCGGAUGUAGGAGCAAAGAAGAAAAAGCAUUCGGAAACCAUGAAGCUAACAGAAGUGACUGCAAGUGAUAAGCUGGAGGGUUUUCGAGCUUCAAAAGAGCAUUUCAGAGGCUUAAGUUUUCCUACUAUUUCAUCAGUUGGUCCCAAUGCGGCAAUUAUCCACUAUGCACCACAGGCAGAAACAUGUGCUGAGCUUGAUCCAGACAGAAUCUAUCUUUUCGAUUCGGGAGCACAGUAUGUAGAUGGAACGACUGAUAUAACAAGAACAGUACAUUUUGGAAAACCUUCAGAACAUGAGAAAGCAUGCUAUACUGCAGUCCUCAAGGGUCAUAUUGCUCUAGGAAAUGCUCACUUUCCUAAUGGAACGAAUGGUAAUGCCCUAGACAUUCUUGCUCGAGUUCCUUUGUGGAAGUAUGGUCUUGAUUAUCGACAUGGUACUGGUCAUGGAAUUGGUUCUUACCUAAAUGUUCAUGAAGGACCCCAUUUAAUUAGUUUUAGACCACAGGCACGGAAUGUUCCACUACAAGAAUCCAUGACCGUAACAGAUGAACCUGGUUACUAUGAGGAUGGGAAUUUUGGUAUUAGGCUGGAGAAUGUGCUCAUAAUAAAGGAUGCUGGUACAAAAUUCAACUUUGGCGACAAGGGUUACUUAUCAUUUGAGCACAUAACAUGGGCACCGUAUCAGAGAAAGCUGAUUGACUUGAGCCUUUUAAUUCCUGAAGAGAUAGAUUGGCUAAAUAGCUACCAUUCGAAGUGUAGGGAUAUCCUUGCCCCCUACUUGAAUGAAUCUGAGUCGGCAUGGCUGAAGAAAGCCACAGAACCUAUAAGCAUUUAAGGCUAUGGAAAAGAGACUGGUGCUUAAGCUUGUGAUGUACAAGUUGAUUUCAAUAAUUUGUUCCAUGUCUUUGGACCAUUGUAUUUUUUUUUCUGCUUGAAUCAAUAUGUUAAUGAUUUUUUAGAAGUUUUAAUUGAAAAGUUUAUAUUUACCUUU
Messenger RNA from Quercus robur (English oak), 2330 nucleotides. RefSeq names its product aminopeptidase P1. The coding region runs from base 237 to 2174 and encodes 645 amino acids. NCBI's taxonomy places the organism in Eukaryota, Viridiplantae, Streptophyta, Magnoliopsida, Fagales, Fagaceae. Gene Ontology annotation, molecular function: metalloaminopeptidase activity. The record is from RefSeq and is a predicted model, not a curated record. The transcript has 16 exons.